AAGCAACGGCGCGCGUUCAGUUCUUGGAGGCUGCGAGGGGUGUUUUUAUCCCUUGCCUUGGUCUGGCCUGGAUGGCGAUUGUCGUGAGGAGCCGAGGAUUUCUAUACAGCCUGAGCGGCUGCCCGAACCUAGUCUCGAGCUGCUUCGGCUGCAGGUUUUUGUCAUCCUCAGUCUCCGGGGGAUCUUCGCGUGGCGAAGACCCGGAGAGGCAGAGCGCGCCCUCGCCUCCCAAGAGAAAGGUUUCACGUUUUCAGCCACCUUCAGAUUCUUGCUGUGAUUGGAUUGGACCUCCUGAUCAGUAUUCAAACCUUCGACCAGUAAUAUUUUAUGUUCCUAAAGAUGAAACUCCAUUGGAAAGAAGACUGAGAGAACUUAGGCAGGAAACUCAGGCUUGGAAUCAAGAAUUCUGGGCAAAUCAAAAUUUAUCAUUUAGAAAGGAAAAAGAAGAAUUUGUUUGUUCUAGACUGAAAGCCAAAGGUAUACAGCCAAGAGAUGAAAAAGGUCAGAAAGCAUCAUUAACUGCAGAAGAGAUGGCUGAAUUUUACAAAGAUUUCCUAAGUAAAAACUUGGAAAAAAAUGUAUACUAUAAUAGGGAAUGGUACAAACGGAAUUUUACCAUCACAUUCCUCAUGGGACAAGUAGCAUUUGAAAAAGCAUGGAAGAAAUUUGGACUGAAAUGAAGUGCAAACUAACAGGCAGCAACAUUGGUUUUUUCAACCAAAGAUGAAAUGAUGAAUUGAAUUUCUGUCCUAAAUUACAUCAAAGCAUUCUGGUAUAUUUGUAUAUAGGAGCUUGUUUUUAUUUAUUUAUUUAUUUUGUUCAUUCAUAUACCAGAUGCUUCCAGCUGAUAGCAAUGGUUAAGAAAUAGAAGUAAUAUAUAAGACUGGUAAUUUGUUAAUACUGUUUCAACUAUAAAUAAUCCAAAUAAUUUAAUAUUUUCUAUGGAACUCUAUCACUCAUGAAGAUGCCAGCAUUAUACUGUAAUACGUGAAGACAAUACUGUAAUUGCAUCAUUUACAUCAUGAUUAACUCAAAGUUUAUAAUUUAGGAAUGAUCCUCCUAGUAGAGACUUUUGUUGCUGAGUAUGAAUUGCUUUGGCCUGCAUUACAUUAUUUAAAAAUUAGUGACCAAAAUAAGGGUCUACGAUGUGUACCAAACAUCUUGCUAAAUGGCUGAAGAGUGGAUGUUAACAACACAUGCUAUGAUGAGGCAUGGGGAACAUCUGAAGUGGACAGGUCCAAGGAUCUGAGAAGUAGACAUUCCAAACCUGCCCCACAAGACACACCUAAUGCCACCUUGCAACCUGCUUGGGCUGGUCCUAUGACAAGGAAUUAUCUGGCUGCAUAUGAAAUACUUGUACUUAAGAAGUAUUGGACCUGCAGCAUGGAUCCCAGGAAAAUAUAAAGAGGAUUGGGUUGACAGCACGAUCCAGAUGAUCUCUACCAACAGUGUCCAGUCCUUUCACCUUUUUAAUACAUCAUCAAUUGCUAAAUAAUUGAAAUAUUUUAAGAUGAUUUUGUAAUUAAUGCUUCAUUUAAUUAAAUGCAAACAACAUGUCUCCA
Messenger RNA from Protobothrops mucrosquamatus (brown spotted pit viper), 1562 nucleotides. RefSeq names its product apoptogenic protein 1, mitochondrial. The coding region runs from base 72 to 680 and encodes 202 amino acids. The transcript has 6 exons. Gene Ontology annotation, cellular component: mitochondrion. Gene Ontology annotation, biological process: intrinsic apoptotic signaling pathway. NCBI's taxonomy places the organism in Eukaryota, Metazoa, Chordata, Lepidosauria, Squamata, Viperidae. The record is from RefSeq and is a predicted model, not a curated record.